AUGGUCUCCCAACUCAUCUCCCAACUCAUCUUCAUCGGCGCGAGUGCUGCCUCGGUCCUACCAAGAGCCUCUACCGUGCAAUGGGGGAAAUGUGACGAUGGGUUGCAGGCCACUCUACCGGCGCAGUGCGCAAACAUCUCAGUGCCCCUGGACUACAAGAGCGCGAACGCCUCGGCAACGUAUACACUGCCGCUGCUGAGACUCCCCGUGGCUGCCAACACUACAUCAAGAGGAUCUAUCAUAAUCAACUUCGGGGGUCCUGGGGAACCAGGGAUCCCAACGCUGGCGGCCUCGGCCCAAGCGAUUCGGAGUUCCUUAAGUCCCGACUAUGACCUCAUCAGCUUCAACCCUAGGGGAACAAAUAAAGACGAGCUGUUCUUCUCUUGUUAUCCGGAUGAGGACAGAGCCCGCAUCUUCAACCCUGACCCGCUGGCUGAGACGUGGUAUGACGAGUCGGAUGUGGCGCCCGGUAUGAUCUGGGCAGAGUCCAAGCUGCGCGCAGAGCAGUGCUUCAAGACCAGGGGAGACGUGGGUGGUCUCGUGGGCACAGCGUUCGUGGUCAGGGACAUUGUCAAGAUAUCCGAAGCUGUGGGCGACGAGCUGAUCAACUACUUCGGGAUCUCCUACGGUACUGUGCUUGGGGCCACGCUGGUGUCCAUGUUUCCAAAUAAGGUGGGCAAGGUGGUGCUCGACUCCGUGGCCAACCCCCACGAAUACAUCCAUGACAUGUACGAGCUCGGCAGCCGAGCCAGGACCGAUGCCACCUUCGAUGCCCUUCUCUCCCAGUGCGUCGCCCAGGGCCCAACCGAGUGUCCUCUCGCCCGCCACGCCUCCACGGCCGCCGAGCUGCAGGAAAAGAUUUACGCCAUGAUCGACGCCGCCCGCGCGAACCCCAUCGCGCUACCCCUUGAGCACGCGCGUUACAACACGACAAUCGUCCGGGGAACAGUAGUCGACUACAGCACCCUCAAGACCAUGGCCUUCCUCUCACUGUUCGAUGCCCCCAAACAGACCCGGAUGCUGGCAGGCCUCGAUGGCGUCCUUCGUGGAGACUGGGCCGCCUAUGCUGCCUGGCGGGAUGUCCUGGACGACGCCUUUGCGAGCAUGCUCGACAGUGAGGUAUGUCUGGGCAUCAUGUGCGGCGACUCGACCCCGCGCUCCGACGACCCGGAGCUCGUGCUGGAAGGGAUAAGGGCCGCGAGCCGGAUCAGCCGGAUCGCCGGCGGCGCAGGGCCCUCGAACGGGCUCGGGCUCCGGAGCUCUAUGUGCGCGCAGUGGCGGGUUGCGGCCAAGGAGCGGUACCUCGGGGACUACAAGGCCGUGACCAAGAACCCGGUGCUCAUCGUGAAUAACAGGUAUGAUCCGGUCACGCCGUUGGAGUCGGCGCGCAAUGUCAGCGCGGGGUUGGCGGGCAGUCGAGUUGUGGAAGUGAACAACAUUCGUCACGGUGCUGUUGGCGCGGCGUCGAAGUGCCUCCAGGAUAUCAUCGCCGACUUCUAUGGGAGCGGCAUCAUGCCAGAGGUGACUUUGUGUGAGCUCGACGAGCCUCUCCUCCAGACCGACGGGACGCUGGGAGGCCUACAGUAG
Clonostachys byssicola is the source of this 1587-nucleotide messenger RNA. NCBI's taxonomy places the organism in Eukaryota, Fungi, Ascomycota, Sordariomycetes, Hypocreales, Bionectriaceae. The record is from the annotation of a GenBank genome assembly.